GGGUAAAUUUAGUUGAAUAUAAAGUACAGCUAUUGGAUAUAGCUGCAUUCCGAUUUUAUUUCUACAUUACACAAACAUUAAAACAUAGAGUUUCAAGACACAUUUUCCUGUUUUAUACUAUUGAGGGUGUGAAAGGACACUAAUUCUGGUCUAUCCACUGUGAAGAAUUAUUACAUUGUAAUUUUGUUCAGUAUGCAAUUUUCUGCCUUUUCCUUUGCAUUUAUCACUAACUUCAUAUUGAAGGUGGGGAAAUGGCUCAAUUUAUGAAUGCAUUAGAAUAUGCAAAUUGUCUUGACCUGACUUGAUCAUCUUGGCAGAAGAAGCACAUUAUAACUGUCUAUCUGUGUGUGUAUGAGGAUUGUACAGUUGUUGUCAGCAAUUAUUUUUAAAAUUUUCCUUUUUCUCUCCUCUUCAUGAACUUAGACCAAACAGGCAAUAAAUGUGACAUUUUUGAACAAAAUUACUUUUCUGCCACUUAGAGAGAAGGUUGUUCUAUUUAAUCCCAUAUUUGCUGUUUCCUAGUAGAGUUAUGGACAGUUGGAAACUGUGUGUAUAAUCUGAGCCUGAGGGCUUCUGUAAUUUUUUUUAAUUUAACUGGUUUGUCAGAAAAGUCCUACCAAAACAACGCUUAGCUCAAUGGUUAACUGGGACAUCAUAUCUGUUUCAAGCUAUGCUGACAAGUGUAGCAAUUGCAGGAAAAAGCUGGAAGAUCCAAUUAAAAUGUAUCUUUUAAUUUAUAUUCUCAUGUUGUCAUCUUCGGAACAACUAUAACAGAUGGUGUAAGUGAGAAGUCCAAGUCUCUCAGAUACAAAAUCCUGUUGAUGACAAUCACAUUCUUGCUUUAUUUCUGCUGGUAGCUAUAGUGAGAAUAAAAAGCUGCCUUCUUGGACUAUAUGUUAAUUUUUCUGACAUACAUGCGUGCAGACUUCAUUUUCCUUUUUUUGUCAGCAGGCUUGGCUAUCAGAUGAUCAUAACACACACACAGCUGACAGGACACCUGACACACCCUCUGAAUGAAUCCCUUAUAGCGAUCUUUAUAAUUCUCAACAGAGAGCUGGUAAAAUAAACACUGUUUUGUUGUGUUUUUAUUUCUGAUUGUAGGCUUGCUCUUGUAUGUUAUCAAAAACCACAGAUGACACACUUUCAAAGUGGUGAGUGACAUGUUUCAUGUAUGAAAGAAAUUCAUGUUUGCAUCAAGUGGAAAAGCACCGGCAGCUUUCACAAUGGAAAUUCGUUCAAUGGUGUUUCUAUUCUUAUGGCUAACUGACAGAUGUUUUUAAAUUGCUGACCAAGUUACAUUUACCUUUUUGCAGCCCUCCCAUCUCUCUUUAUGUUCCCUUUUCUGAGAUAGUAGUUUAAGUAUCUUUGCAGGCACAGGGAGGAACCUUUACUCUCUGUCAUAGCUAUGCAAACAGACAUAUCCUGGUUAUUAAGCAUUUGCUAAAUGCAACCUAUCAUAACUCUCCACCCCUUAUUCAAAUAGGCUUUGUUCCAGCAGCUCUAAACACAGUAGGAGGUUAGAGUACUAGCCAUAUAUUUUAUGUAUUUAACAAUUUUUCAAAGCAAAUUAUUUCAUUAACCACUCAAUGGUAUUUGAACACCCAAAGGGUUUAAUCCAGCACUUCAAAAGACAAUUUUAAAUUUGUUAAAGAUCAACAUUUUAAGGUGACACUUGGGUGGUUUUAAGAAGAACAAGAGUGUGUUAAACAAAAUAAACAUUUGCCCAUUGGAAUUUGGAUACUCCGUGGAUUGGUAUAGAAAGUACAUCUGACUAGUAAGAGGUGGUGCAUAAAAACGCUCCGCCUCUGCAAAGCAAGGGAUGCAAAUUGCUCCUCUGUAGCUAUCAUUUUACACUAGAUCCUUUGGGCAGAGGUUUAGUCAUUGGAUCACAACAGCUCUUUUACGAUGGAAACCAGACAGCUUCAGUCAGCAGGGGCAUUUAGACUAUAACUAUUCAAGAGGCUUAGUCAGCCGAGCUUUGCUCAUAUAGCUCUUCAGCUAUGCCUAUUGAAGACCUGCGUGACCAGUUUGACAUGCAGCUGCUGCUGAAACUUAGUUUCUCUGCAGCUGCUGUGUUAUUGGUUUCUUGGGCCUACAGAUUCUACAGAUCCAAAGACGUGAAAGAAACCACGCCCUGUGGUGGGGAAAACACAGAGAUACAGAAUACUGCCAGCCAUGAAUACAAGAGGACACGACAGAAGUUGUGUUUUCAAGACAAGGAUGAUGAGAGGAAGCAUGACUCAGCCACUGAUGACUUGAAAUCUGACAGCACCCACGGAAUACACGUUAAAUUUCCAUUACAACAAGUUGAUAAGAGCAAGGAGGUAUGUAGCCCAUCAAAUAUUGAUCAAAAUAAAUGCAUGGACAAGGAAAUGCUUCAGAAGGAUCUGCCAACUCUUUCCAGUUCUAAUAUUGCAAUUGAAUCUGCUUUGGAGAUCCAUGAUCCAACAGAUGAUAGAAUGACAGCUAUCACUGGACGUCGCUCCCCUUGCUUUUGGACAAAGCAUGAAGGUGGUGUGGGUGUUGGCAGAGAAUUAAGGCAGGACUUAGAGCACCAGGGGGUCUACUCCAGUUUCCUCUCUAAGGCAAAGAUCAAGGUAGAAGAUGCCACAGUAGUGCUGGAUGGAUCAGGACACAAGAUUGUAAACGGGAAAAUAUACGACUAUUACGUUGAGUCUAAAUCUCAUUCAGUUAAAGAUUCAAAACCUUUGCUUGCCCAUUAUGAGAGGAACACUGUUACAAACAGGACCUAUAGAAAAGAAAACAUAAGCUUCAGUGAUUCUCCUUCAUCUGGAAGUCCUAUCAUUAUGCGUGAUCUCGUUCUUCCAUCAAGCUCUGCUGCAGAGGACUUUUCAGAAGGAAGCCUGAGGCACCCCGAAAGGCCUUCAGGCCUAUACAAGGAAAGCUAUGAGUCUGCAGAACGACAGUUGGCCACUUCCUUUCCAUUUCAGGUUUCAAGAAACUCACCCCCAGUGACUACCUCUGGGACCCCAUCAGGCAAUGACACUGUGUUUCAACAAACCGCAAAAGAUAAAAAAGAGGUUGAUUUCGAGAAUAUAACAAGUGCUUCUUUCAUGCAACUUCCAGCAGAAAUCUUCCUUGGCACAGAUCUGGAAGUUCUAAAAAGUAAACUUGAUCUUGGUAACUGUUUAGAGAUACUCCAUCAAGCCAAGAAAACUGGCCACAAAUCUGUUCAUCAGGCUGCCCUGGAGGUCAUGUCAGACAACUACUUACAGGUGCUCAGGGACCCCACCCUUUAUGGACAGCUAAUGGCUGAUGAGCGGGAAAGAAUUAGGAGGCAGAGAAUGAGAGGGCGAAGAUUUGUCAUAGUUGCAGAUAUGGUCCCUCAAGACUGGCUGAGAAAUACAGCAGGACAGACUGUAAAAUCAGAGCUGAGGAGCAUGUCUAGUGCAAUGUACUAUUAUGAUGACUACAAAGACGCCUGGCAUUCUCUCUGUCUUAUCCCACAGGAGGUCAUCUCUAAAGCCUGUGCUAUGUGCACAAUGGAUAACUACUUAUUUGUGGCAGUAGGUUGUCAAGGCAGUGACAGAGAAAUGAUACCCUCAAAGCGAGUGUUUUGCUACAAUCCUUUGACAUCUAUUUGGAAAGAGAUCAGUCCUAUGAAUGAAGCCAGGCCCCGCUGCAAACUGGCAGCACUGGAGGGCUACAUCUACGCCAUUGGAGGGGAAUGUCUCUCCUCUGUGGAGCGCUAUGACCCCCGACAGGACAGAUGGACAUUUGUGGCCCCACUACCUAAUGAUACAUUUGCUGUUGCACAUCAUGUCACUGUGUGCAGUGGAGAGCUCUUUGUUUCAGGGGGUACUCUUAGAUAUAUGCUACUUCGCUACAACCCCCAGACAAACACCUGGAGGCCAAGUCUUAUAGUGGGCAACAAAGACAAAUCUAUAGAUAUGGUUGCUGUGGGAAAAUUUCUCUAUCGAUUUGAAGUUAACCCACUGCUGGGAGUCAGUGUGUACCGCUACCAUACAGUUGCACGACUUUGGUAUGAGUGCAGCUCAAAGCGACUGCUUCAUUGCCCGGCCUUCCAGUGUAUCGCAAUGGAUGGAACAGUUUACUGCCUCAGCCGACACUUCACCAUGAAAUUCGAGGCUGAUGAGAUCUCUCCUGCUUUUGCAGAUGAGGAGAUGAGUGUCCUCUCUAAAGCCAAGGGUUUACUGUUCCCCUUUGUCCUUUCACUACCUGAUAUGAAUCCUCGACAAACAAGUGUAUAAAAAGGUUUUACAUGUUUUUAUUUUUCAUAAGAUGUUAUAGCAGCUAAAUACUUCUAUAAGAGCAUGUUUGAAACAUGGGUAAUAACUGGCAGAGGGAAUUUUAGUUUCUUGCAACUAAUUACAAAUCUGUAAACCUUGCAUUUCCAUUUAUAUGAAAUUAUAUUUUAAUACCAUCGUCAUAAAGCCACAGUGCAAAUGUUUCAUAAACCACAUUUUUUUUGGACUGGGUAUUAAACAAAGAUAUGUGUUUUUUAUGUCCUGUGCUUGGCAGUAGAUUAAAAAGAUUAGACUUUUAAUGGUAGUCAGAUUACUGAUUGUUUAGAUUUACACAGGACUUGCUGCCAUGUUAAUUGUUUGCUGCUUUGAUUUGCCACUCCUUUCUCCCAUUCUGGUAGUUUAAUGCCAUCCCAGAUGCUUAACCUCUUUACUGAAAAAAGUAAUUCAUGAAAACAUUCUAGUGUAAAUUAGUUAUCUAAUUUUGAAGACUCAUAGUUUAUGCAAUAAACUGAUAAUUUACCUCUGUGCUCAUCUGUGUGAGCCAUGGGUUUAUCUUAUGCAUUACUCUGGACACAAUGCAAUUAUCUAAAGUUGCUCUUUAAAGAAAUGACAGAGUGUAAAUGGGUAUGCCAUGCAAAUAAAUUGUUAGCUUGCAAAACAUUUUUUCACAUUUUAAUCUGUGACAUUUAGCAUUUUGCAGGUAUUUGUCAUUGCUGUAACAAUCCUUUCGUUAAAAAUAAUCUGUUGGCUCAAUGAGUAGAAUAAUUUUCUUAGUCAGAAAUCUUUCCCUUGUAAUCUAUUUUUAAUGAACAUCAAAUACAAAUACAAAAGUAUGUUUUACUACUUAUGAGUCCAUAGAUAAUACUUACCACCAGAGGUCGAUAGUAACCAGUUACAUUUACUCGGUUAUAUUUACUUAAGUAACCUUAUGAAAAAAAUCUAUUUUACGAACUAUUUUACUUCAUAAUAUGUUUUACUUUAAUUUGAGUUAUAUAAGUUAUAUAUCAUAAAUUAUCGCUCCUCUUACUUGAAAGAAAUGUUAGCCUACUCCAUCGACCAUGACUAACUUCACUGAAUAACAAACAAGUUUGUUUCCAACAAAAG
Cyprinodon tularosa is the source of this 5333-nucleotide messenger RNA. It is a transcript of the gene klhdc7a, whose product is annotated as kelch domain containing 7A. Lineage: Eukaryota; Metazoa; Chordata; Actinopteri; Cyprinodontiformes; Cyprinodontidae. The transcript has a single exon. The record is from RefSeq and is a predicted model, not a curated record. Bases 2001 to 4232 code for a protein of 743 amino acids. Gene Ontology annotation, molecular function: protein binding.